AUGAAGGUUCAUCCAGUACCAAGAAAACGCAACAUCACGUUACAAUACGACAUUUCUUCAGCUCUCUCUCAAGCAAGCCGUCAAAAGAAGCUACGGCGACUUCCCCAUAUCUUCGCGAAGGUUCUUGAACUUCCAUUUAAUUCCGAUACCGAUGUUUCAAUCCAAGAAACCUCCGAUUCAUUGCGUUUUAUUAUCCCAACAGAUGAUACUGCUGGGGAUAAUAUUAGGGCUGAUACAGUUGAGAUCUAUCCUGGUGUUACUAAGAUUGUAAUCCGAGGGGAUAAUAUUAACGAUUUGGAUGCAGCCUUGUGUGAAUUUGAGCUCGACAUGUGGCGCUUCCGUCUUCCGCCGUCAACUUUGCCGGAAUUGGCUACCGCCGUUAACUCUGACGGUGUGCUGGUGGUUACGGUGCCUAAAGAUACAGAUGACUUGGAUGAUGAUGGUGAUAUUGGACGCCUUAUUCUUCUACAAUAA
Lycium ferocissimum is the source of this 474-nucleotide messenger RNA. RefSeq lists its product as uncharacterized. The record is from RefSeq and is a predicted model, not a curated record. NCBI's taxonomy places the organism in Eukaryota, Viridiplantae, Streptophyta, Magnoliopsida, Solanales, Solanaceae. The transcript has a single exon. Bases 1 to 474 code for a protein of 157 amino acids.